AUGCACGACAACAAGCGCGUUAUUAUUUUUGUGUAUGCUGCUAAAUAUAUUUCUAUCCAGUUAUGUUUUUUCAUUCUGUGGUCUGUGCGAAUACUAAUAUAUUAGAAACCGUUGAAUGAUACAAAAAUGUCCGUACGUGACCCCUUAAACUGCUAGCAACCGUCCUGUCAGGGGGCUUUAAUUCAUAACUAAGGAAAAAAGCAUAACAUAAACUUAUGUUAAAGGUGCCAGUGUAGUUCACAUAAGAAUUAACCAACCAACCGACUUUAAAUGGUUUCGACCAAUCGAAACCUAUUUAAAAAGUUUUAGUUGAUCGUUUAGUUCAAGUUUAUAAAUGUGUUAACGUGAUUAGUUAUCAAAAAAUCAUUUUUUCUAAUGAGAACCCAUUUAGUGUGUAGCCUAAAGUCGGAUAAAUACAGGUAGUGACACUUUUAUUGAUGUGAUUUGCUUUUCAGAGAGAAUCCAAAUAGUCAGGUGAUCUGCAUCCUAAUGUAGUUCCACCAACUCACACACUUAACACUCAAAUCUACUGUGUUCCCAAGAGGUGUUUGUAAUGCUGUCUUUACAGUGUAAGAUAAUGACAAACACAAAAGCAAACACAACCAUCUCAUUCUGCACAUUUCUUACAGGAAUGGAUGAUGACACUCCAAAUGAGGCAUUUGCUGAUCUUAAUACCAGGCCUCUUGGAGGAUGGGGUGUUGCUCAGAUAGCUGCAGGCACUGGGCUUGCUGUUUAUGCUAUGUGGGUGGGAAUUCUUCAGCCAGGCUUCCGAAAAGUUCCUUUGAGGCUGCAGGUCCCUUACAUCCCUGCCAGCAAAGCACAAGUAAACAAUGUGAUGACAUUACUAAGAGGCCGAAAGGGAGGCCUUGUUGAUUUGGGAUCCGGCGAUGGUCGUAUUGUCUUGGAAGCUCAUCAGCAUGGUUUCAGUCCUGCUGUUGGUUAUGAGCUCAACCCCUGGCUUGUUCAAUUAGCUCGCUUUCACGCCUGGAGAGCAGGACACCAUGAAAAAGUUUCAUACAGACGAGAAGAUCUCUGGAAGGUCGACUUGACCAAGUGCAAAAAUAUCACUGUCUUUUUGGCUCCCAGUGUGCUUUCAUUAUUGCAGGAAAAGUUGCAGGCUGAGCUUCCUGAAGAUGCCUUAGUGGUAGCAGGUCGUUUUCCCUUCCCUGACUGGACGCCCUGCAGAAUUGAGGGAUGUGGUGUGGACAGAGCCUGGGCAUAUAGCAUGGAAGCACAAAGGCAGCACACGUUAAAGAAAACUGAUGAAUCUGUAGCCACAAGCAGUGGCCCAGAAAAGUAAUUAUCCACAGAGAAAUUAUCCUUUUGAAGUUACAUGGGUAGUUUCUUCUUGUUCAAUAAUAGAUUAUGCAAAUAUACACUGGAAAAAGUCCUCGCUUAAGUAUGUGAAAAUGUUAAACCUAAUUUGGCUGUUUGAUUACGUCCUCCAGUUCUGAAAUGCAGGAACAGAUGCAU
Messenger RNA from Menidia menidia (Atlantic silverside), 1473 nucleotides. NCBI's taxonomy places the organism in Eukaryota, Metazoa, Chordata, Actinopteri, Atheriniformes, Atherinopsidae. The record is from the annotation of a GenBank genome assembly.